GACACGCGUUCCUUCCUCCGUUGGUUGGCUCGAGACUUGUCUAUUGUGUACAGUAGUGAGGCGAUGCCAGCCUGCCCGACCGGCAACUCCUCUCCGCCCCUCCCCGACUCCCCCAUGCCGCCGCCGCCGCCGCCCGCCGUCUCUCCCACCAGCGCCGCCGCGCCCGAUGCGUCCCUCCCCGCCAUUGCGAGCACUGUCGAGGGUCUCGCCUCCUUCAGCGACGUGCUCGCCGACUUCCUCCACCAGUGGAACGCCCUCCUCCUCGACGCCGACUCCAUCGCCGCCGCCCUGCCCCCGCUCGCCGACCCCGAAGCCGAUACCAACCCCGAACCCAUGCCCAUCCCCGUGGGAGACCGCGCGGGCCUCCUCGGCCAGUGCAACCCCGUCCUCGCCGCCGCCGCCGCCGCCUCCCCCCUCGCCGACCGCGUAGCGGACGAAUCCAACCCUAGAUCACCCGACCCCGUAGCCGAGCGCCGCGAGCUCAGUCCCGUGCCUGCUCCCGAGGAAGAUCCCCUCCACCAGCGGUACGAAUCCAAUCCUAGACCCGACCCGGUGGUCGAGCACCGCGAGCACAGUCCCGUGCCUGCGCCGCCGGCCGCUAGGUUCCCGGUCGCCGUCCCUGUCCCGGAGCCCGAACCUGAACCCGUCCUCCCGGUCGGGCUCGAGCCCGUUCGCGCGCCCAACCCCAUUCCCAAGCCCGCCCCCGGCCGCGAGCGCAGGGCCGGCGAGCCGUCGGCGGAGAUGCUGGGGACCAUCUGCGAGCAGAUGGGGUCGCGGUCGCUCCGCGGCUUCGUCGCCAGGCACCUGCGGGACCGCGCCUGGCUGCGCCGCGUUGGCCCGGGCGCGCUGCGCCUCGCCCCGGACCCAGCCGUGCUCGUCCUCCGCGCCGUCAGCCGCUGCUACAUCUGCGCCGAGAGCGAAAACGCCGAGACCGCCUGCGUGCUCCUCCUGGAGCUCUACUUGCGCGCGGGCUGCCCCCGCCGGCCGGAGGCGGAGGCCGAGCUGCGGGCGGAGGCGCGCGUGGCGGCGCUGUCGUGGCGCAGCCGGAUCGUGCGGGACAAGGGACAGGUCGCCGACGCCAGCCCCAGGGACGCCCGCGGCCUCAUCCUCCUCAUGGCCGGCUUCGGUGUUCCCCCCGAAUUCCCGCUGCAGGAGUUCUAUGAGCUGCUGCUUGCCGGUGGCUGCUUGACCUGCGUCGAGGUGCUCAGAUGCUCCCAGCUCUUCAUGAAGAAGCUGCGUGAUGUUGUUGCUCAUAUGCUGAACAGGGGAAUUUAUCGCGAAGCGAUCGGUGUGAUCCUUGCAUUUGACCUGCAGGAGGCGUUCCCGAUCACAGGCGUACUCACUUUCAUCGUUGACAAGGUUGUGUGCAAUAGGAAGGAGCAAGAGAGCGAGGCGGAGUGUGAUUUGGUGGGAUCGAAAGAACGUGAUGAAGAGGAGUUGCUUCUUUGGAGAUCAAUAUCGAAAUAUGUGGAGGAGCGCACACCAUGCUUUUCAGAAAUGUCUUGUCCCAGUUUUGUUGAGAGGAUUAAGGUGCUAGAAGAACGCGUUGGAAAGCCAGACCAAGUCUUUCUGAGUGAAGAGAGUCGCGAAACAAGCUUUUUCUGAGCGAAGAGAGCCAAACCAAGCCUUUCUAAUGAUCUAACAUAAAUCAUGAACUGCAGAAGCAACACCGUUACGAGCGAGGAGAGCUUAGCAGACCAGUUCUGCAGUUCAAAUACUGUAGCUCUACGAAUUCUGACAUGGAUCCGGCCGUACUGUGCUGUAUGGACUUGUAGGAAAGUCAUCCUGGGCUCCUCAAGUAUCCAUUAUACACCUGAUAGAAUUAUACUCAGCCUAGUAAGGCGCAUAUAGUAUGACAAUAUGUUGUGGGUAAACUUAAACUUGGUCGUAGCAACUGUGGCCUGUUUCCCCAAAACAGCUAGCUCGGUAAUAAUGCCGUGCUUGGAAGGGAUGGAUUUUGGGGAUUGUUCCGAAUUCGGUAUCGUCCUUCCAUUUCUCUCCCUUUCAGAACAUCAGUUCGAGACUUUGAGUGCUUUCCCUGUCUGGAAAGCCCGCAUUUACUUCGGCUCUAUAUAAAUGAAUUAUGAAGGGUCAUUUGAUUUCUAGUUA
Hordeum vulgare subsp. vulgare (domesticated barley) is the source of this 2109-nucleotide messenger RNA. Its product is annotated as protein FRIGIDA. Bases 64 to 1605 code for a protein of 513 amino acids. The record is from RefSeq and is a predicted model, not a curated record. The transcript is spliced from 3 exons. Lineage: Eukaryota; Viridiplantae; Streptophyta; Magnoliopsida; Poales; Poaceae.